AUGAAAGAAGAAACUCAACCGCAAUUCCUCGAGAAACCCCAAAAUUCGCGCUCGAGAAAUGCGAAUUUCUGCGCUGAUCCGAUUGAUGACACUUUUGUGAAAGCGGCUGAAUUGGAGAAAAAGUUUGAGCGCCGGCCGUCCUCAAAUUUCACAGCAGCAAAUCUCGCAUUAAUCAAUGGAAAAGAGAAAAACGAUCGGGUACAAGACGAAAAUCAAAGAGAAAAUCAAGCAACGAAGAGCGAAUAUGAUAAGAUUUACGCGAACACGUGUGAUAUGUACGAGAUGAUGAACUCAAUCGGAUUCCCUCAGUUCAGGAAACCUUCCUAUAAACCACCAAAC
Molecule: messenger RNA, 339 nt
Organism: Mesorhabditis belari
Lineage: Eukaryota; Metazoa; Nematoda; Chromadorea; Rhabditida; Rhabditidae
Source: the annotation of a GenBank genome assembly